Molecule: messenger RNA, 744 nt
Organism: Capsicum annuum
Lineage: Eukaryota; Viridiplantae; Streptophyta; Magnoliopsida; Solanales; Solanaceae
Product: 60S ribosomal protein L12-1
Exons: 1
Coding region: 97-597 (166 amino acids)
Biological process (GO): translation
Cellular component (GO): ribosome; cytosolic large ribosomal subunit
Molecular function (GO): large ribosomal subunit rRNA binding; structural constituent of ribosome
Source: RefSeq, a predicted model, not a curated record
AAUCCUAUAAAUAUAUAAAUACCUAUUCAGUUUCUUCUCACUCGCCUCACAAAAACCUCUUGCCCUAGCUCAUUCAUCCUCCUCUCCGCCGAAAAAAUGCCUCCAAAGGUCGAUCCAUCUCAGGUCGUCGAGGUUUUCGUCCGAGUGACAGGUGGUGAAGUCGGUGCAGCAAGUUCACUCGCUCCCAAAAUUGGUCCACUCGGUCUUUCUCCCAAAAAGAUCGGUGAAGACAUUGCUAAGGAAACCGCAAAGGACUGGAAGGGACUCCGUGUCACCGUUAAGCUUACGGUGCAGAAUCGUCAAGCUAAGGUCUCCGUUGUUCCAUCCGCCGCCGCGCUUGUUAUCAAGGCAUUGAAGGAACCAGAACGUGACAGGAAGAAGACGAAGAACAUCAAGCAUAAUGGAAACAUCUCGCUUGAUGACGUCAUUGAGAUUGCUAAGGUGAUGCAGCCUAGAUCUAUGGCGAAGGAUUUGAGUGGUACUGUGAAGGAGAUUUUGGGAACUUGUGUGUCUGUUGGUUGUACGGUUGAUGGUAAGGAUCCUAAGGAUUUGCAGCAAGAGAUUGCUGAUGGAGAUGUGGAGAUUCCUGAGAAUUGAGAGGGAUUUAGCAUGUGUUGAUCCCCUUUGAUGGAGGUUAUGCUCUGAUUUUGUUUUUAUAGUAGUUAAUUUUUAUGGUGUUACGUUUUCAGUAUUAUGUCAUCGAGGAUAAUUUUAAUAUAAGUAUGACGAUUAAUAUUUGGAUUA